CACAUUUGAAAUUGAAUAACAGAGCGGAAUUUGCACAGAAUUUCAAGUAACGAUUUACACGAUUUCAUUCAUACAUAAAUACACGUCAAAAUGUUCGUCAAUGAUGGUAAUAAUGAUCAUGUGCGGCCAAUUCUGUAUUAUGACGAAAUAAAUCCGCAUUCGCGUGCCGUUUUAAUGAUUUUGAACAUGUUGGAUGUCGACGUUGAGCUGAGACCAAUCGAGAUGGUCAGAGGUGAACACUUGAAGCCUGCAUAUUCGAAGAUCAAUCCGGCACACACCGUGCCCACUCUGGUAUACAAGGAUCUUGCCAUUACUGGCAAUGCCAUAUUCUCUUAUGUUUGUGAGAAUAACGAUAACGAGAAAGCGAGUCAAUUGAUUGCUUUGAAAUGCUACAAACGGCAUUGCUGCAUCAUGUCCAGAUUGUUUUUCGAGAGCCAAGUGUUGCAUCGCAUCCAUGGGCAUUUAAUGACGGACUUAGUGCGACAAACAAUUUUUCAAUCAGAUAUUGAAUAUCAUCAGAAGAAAGUGGAACAUGCCUAUGAUGUUAUGGAAGCGUAUUUGAAUGAUGGUGCCUUUAUGGCGGGAUCAGUGUUGACUGCAGCUGAUAUAUCCUUUCUCGCUUGCCUCGGUGCCUUGGACAUGAUGUUUCCCAUCGAUGUAGAUCGCCAACGAUGGCAGAAGUUGAAUGAUUGGUUCAGACGCAUGCGUUCGCUGUCAAUUCAAAAAAUCAACUCAAAUGGCAUUGAGAAGCAACGUCAAAUUGUCGAACAUUUUUCUAAAUUCCCAUUCACAUCCGACGUUAAACGCUUUACUAUUGGAGUGCGCGACUCACUCAUACCGCGAUUUCCAGUGCGACCCGACCGUUGCAGUGUGAGCGUACAAACGGUGGACCGUCAAGAAAUCACGGCUAAUACUGGGCAACAUUUGGAAGAUACUUUGCAUCAGAAUGUGCAGCCAGAACCGAGCGGCACAAGUGACAGAGAUGGAUCAAGAAGUACACCGACAGAAGAUAUAGAUUUAAUUUCAGCUAAUAAAACCGUUAAGGUUCCUACGGAAGAAAUGACAAAAAUAUUGACGAGUCCACUCAAUGAAAAUCCGCUACCAGCGCCAGUGAGCACAGAAGCCCCCAACUAUCCGCCGCCACCUCCGAUUGAACAAGAAAGGAUAGAACCUAUGGAUAUGCCGGUUGUGACAGGACAGUAUCUACACGUUCGAAAAGGUCCAAUUUCUGCUGGAAGCUUUGUUGGCGCACACAAAGUGAAGCCCCCAGUGCCACCGAAGCGGAAGAAAAAUGUGACAUCAACUGCUGUAUCACCGCCAGGGGAAAAUGCUAGAGCAAAGAAGGCAAUAAUUAUGGAAGCAGAAAAUCAGUUGCAUAGUUUAACCCGUUUGAAUGGUGGCAUUGAAUCCACGGUUCUUAUAGAAGUGCCACAAGAAAAGGGUAUAAUAAUCCCACCACUCAUUGUUUCUCGUCUGAUUUCGUCCACUGAUUUGGCAGGCGCAAAUCUUACCACAAAAAAAUCGGAAACUACAAUGACUGCUCAAGAGGUGAAUUUAUCGGACAUUGACAACGAAGAAUUUUCUAAAGCUAGUCAGAAACUAAUAUCAACGGUGUCUGAUUUCCUACCUCCCCCUUUGCUGAUUAACGACAAACAAGUGGCCCUCAGCUAUAACCGUGGUACCGCUGCUCCUAAUUUGAUGUUGGCAGUACCACCACCAUCACCAGAAAAUCACUCACAGGACGAAAAAUUGGAAGACCAAUUUCCGCCGCCACCAUCAGAACUGCUAAUACCAAAGCCGACAUCACGUGCAAAAGCGCCACGGAGCACAAAACUUGUCUGCGUCAAAGGAGCAGGUGAAUCCAAUGAGAAAGCCUUGAGGAAGGCAAGUGGAGCAAAGCCUGCUAGUACAAACGAGGGUACAACAAGACAUGCUGGAAAGAUAUUCAGUGAUUCAAAAUCGCUUGCGGCUAGAAAAUCUUUACCGCCAGAAUCCAAAAUACGCAAACCCACGAGGAAAGUGAAUCGUGGUGGAUUAUUUGCAAGUGGAACAAAAUCUCCAUGCUCCAAUAUUUCUCAAGCGUCUUUGUUAGCGCAACAGAAUAGAAAUGUUUCGACAAAAGAAGCAAAAUCUGUUUGGAAGAAAAUGCCGGUAAAGAUCUUGCCAAAUGCGAAGAUCAUGGACAAGAAAACUGCGCCACCUAACAGCGGUUCGGGAAUAAAAACAUUAGACAGCACGGAGUCCACUGCAAAAGGAAUACAAAAGGCGAGCGGCCGUAUCGCCAAAUAUAAUGGAAUAAAAGUCUUCAAGCCAAAAAAUAACGAAAAACAGCAAAGAGUUGAGGGAGGCGGUCAAGCGGCUUUUAAAGGGAAAACUUUGUCACCUGCAGCUGAUGUUGUCACUGAGUUUUUAAGUUCUAAGGUGGAUAAAUUGGACAAAUCUACUACAGAAGUAGUAGAUAAGCCGAAAAAGAAAGAAGGGUCUGCUUCAACGACAAACAGAAUACAGUCGAACACUGCCAGCUCUCCUUCACCAACUAAAAAUUUCGAUACUAGUCCAUUUAUGCCGGGUCUAGAAUUUAUCAAAAGCCCAGCCAAGAAGGUAGGAGAAAGAAAGUUAAUAGGUAAAAUGAGAAGGAAGAAAGUAUCGAAAGUAGUAAGCCAACAAGUAACCAACCAACGGCAACUUUCACCACCUGUGCCUUUGACCGUUACAGCACCAGAGAUUAUUGAACAACAAAUUGAAGUACUGAACGACUCGCUCGAGCAAACAACACUGUCAUCCGCAUUAACAUCUCCGCAACACAAUGUAGCGGAGCGGAGUGCGGAUGCGCCAGUGAGUGUGGGCUUAGUUGCUAAACUCCUGCAGGCAUUGGGAGCCGCAACGGCAAACGCGACUCCACCUAGUUACCAAACAAAUAAAGAAUUACCUCCCUCACCACCUCCUGCACUGCCACCUCUACCAUCUGAGACAUUUUAUCAAGAUUUACCAAUGCCCUUACCACCGCUACCACCACCGCCAACAUCAAACUUUCCACCAAACGAUGCAUUGCCACAAGCAGGUACUGUCGCAAAGGCACUCCAAUCGUUGAGUGCUGUAACAGCAGAUACGAAACCGAUAUGCGGUACACUCAAGCCUUUCCACAAAGUUGAGCUUCAGACGAAAGCUCCCGAAAAACCAGUGCCGUCCGAGGUGAUUAGUGCAGUACCAAAAGGAAGUAUUCCUUGCGUAGCUGAAGAAUCAAAACCAUUAGCAGAAAUACUCACAGCGACCGUACAACAUCUACAUAGGGAUAAUAUUGACAAAGCUGAGAAAACGGUGUUGAUUGACGAUAAGCAAUCUUUAAAGAAAAAUAAAACUGAUUCUGAUGUACUCUUAGUAAAGGAGAAUCCUGUUACAGAGAAGCUAGAGCUUCAUAAAAUUGAAAGUGUGAAACCAGUGCCUUAUACUAUGGGAAUGCCCCCAACUUGUGUGAAUUUUCUAAUGGACGAUCUCUUGGUGCACGAAAAUGCACAGAAAGAACAAAAAGAGUUAAACAUACCCGAGAAGUCAUUGAAAGAAACAUUGUUGCUAUCAGCAAGAGAGGAAAUAAUCAGUCAAACACAGCCGACGCAUGCACCGGAUUUUUCAUCAUCCGCAAUUACUGGGAUUCCGAAAUUGCCUAAAGGUUUAGUUAAAACCACGGAUGCUUCUAAAUAUCUUUCGCAAGAUCCAAAAAAUUACCGUUAUAUUUUAGGCAGAGCGAUGAUAGAAGACGGUCUUGAAUAUAUGGAGCUUACACCACUGCACAGACAACCGAAUAUUUUUAUUACAGGCUAUACACGUGUUCAACCGAAAACUAUAGAUUCCCUUUUUGUCGGCAGAGGACGCCCAACGAGUGUUUCUAUGCCAAACACUUUCGGAGUCCGCCCGAAAGGUCUAUGUACUCACGGUCCUUCCGCAAAUGUAGUGCUCUCAACUUUUGGUUAUACACCCAUGUCUGAGUUGGAGUCGAUACCAGAAAAUCUCUUACCACCGAAUGUUAAGCCGAUAUAUGAUAAAAUUUUGGGAGCACCGUCGAAGGUGGCGUCCACCAGCAAUGUAAUGUCAAUUACCGAUACAACAACAACAUCAGCGUCAUUAACACCGAUCACACCUAAGUCGGAAAUUGAACAAAUGCAGAUAUACAGUUCACGCAUAAAAUCCGAGAGACCUUAUCCGACAGCGCACAGAAGUCGCACUGACCGAGCAAACGAGCGAGGUAUCAACAUCAAUGGUCGAGUAGUUUAAUCAAAAGUCCUUAAGAUUUUAAAUCUUUGACGAGAGUGUUCAAAUAUUACAUGGAAAUUAACUCCUAGGUACAUUUGCUUAUAUUAUGUGCUUCAGGAUAUAGGCUAAAACUUAAACUCAUUUGCAUAAUAUGUCCUAUGGUGUCCUAGUUGUACAAUGAAAAUCAAACAAAAAUAAAGAAAUCAAUGUAGAACGGAAACAUUUCAGGAAUACUCCCUUCUUUAGGAUACAAAUAGAGGUGAAAAUUUCAAGAGGUGACAGGUCUUGGCGCUUUUCGUAAAUACUUUUACUUAAGUUGCAGUUAUAUUUGGGGUUACUUUUUCUGAAAAAGCUCUUCCUUCGGUCUCUCAAUGCAGCAUCUCUCCAUGCAUCUCUCUCACGUUUCGAAGUCACAAAGCGAACACUACGAUGAUUAUUACAGUACAUUGAUUCUACUUUCCAAAAGCAUCAUGUUAAACAAGAAUGACCAGCAAUGAAAUCGGUUAAUAAUAUCCUGGAAGUGGAGGUGUUCCUGCACAUUUGGCUGCUUAAAAGUCAAGGCGUGGCGUGUCUUACUUGGAGCAAGAUAUUACUUUAAUUCAAUAAUAGGACGUGUUGGGAUAAUUUUACGACGUAGUGGACAUGAAUCUUCCCUCCAUUUCCAUAUAUUCGACUUGAUUUUUGGACGUUCGAUCUUAGGAUAGCUAAGAAGCUCCAAUGAAAUCCAUUAGCCUUAGUUCAUUUGGAAGAUUUUGUUGCGGCAAUGGGGUUGUCUUCUAGAGCAAAUCCAACAAGUAAUGUUUAUUUUUGUAUAGCUUCCGUCUAUAACAUGUUGGGGUUCUCAUCGUAGGCUUUUCGUCUUCGAUGAUCCUUAUUAUCUACUUUUCGAGCGAAUUGAGAACGCAUCUUUCAAGUACAGUUUAUCUAUUUAUUAUAUAUUAAAUGAAGUUUGGAUUGAUCAGGAGUUGUAUUUAUCGAUGUUGGGAAGUGCAAAACUGAAACUCCUCUCAAACAUUGGCAACCCCUUACUGCGCUCUCCCAUUCUCAAUGGCUCGUUAAAAUAACACGUAUCCUUUUCAUCAAACACCAAAGUACUCUACAUGGACAAUAAAACACCAGCGACUCACAGUCAUAAACGAAGUGAGAAUAAUGUCCAAAAGCUGAUAAUAAAAGCCUAGACAAUAAUUUUCGAGCAGCAAACAAUAAACACAAAACCAA
Ceratitis capitata (Mediterranean fruit fly) is the source of this 5466-nucleotide messenger RNA. RefSeq lists its product as uncharacterized. The record is from RefSeq and is a predicted model, not a curated record. Gene Ontology annotation, molecular function: glutathione transferase activity. The transcript is spliced from 4 exons. Gene Ontology annotation, biological process: glutathione metabolic process. Bases 91 to 4269 code for a protein of 1392 amino acids. NCBI's taxonomy places the organism in Eukaryota, Metazoa, Arthropoda, Insecta, Diptera, Tephritidae.